UGGGUGGUGGCGGCCGCGGGCCGGGAGCGCGGCGGGGCCGGGAUGUGGCGGCGGCUGCGGGUGCUGAGGGAGAGCGGGCGGAGAUGGCAGCACCACCCUGCUAUCCAGGUGACCAACGAGCCCAUCCUCGAGUUCAAGCCGGGGAGCCCCGAGCGAGCGGCGCUCCAGAAGGCCCUCGCUGAGCUGAAGGGCAAGACCGAGGAGAUCCCGUGUGUCAUCGGUGGGGAGGAGGUGUGGACACCCACGGUGAGGUACCAGCUCUCGCCCUUUAACCAUUCACACAAGGUGGCCAAAUACUGCUAUGCCAGCAAGGAGCUCAUUAACAAAGCCAUUAAUGCUGCCUUGGCAGCGAGAAAGGAAUGGGACCUGAAACCCGUGCAGGACCGGGCGCAGAUCUUCCUGAAGGCAGCUGACAUGCUGAGCGGCCCGCGGCGAGCAGAAGUGCUGGCCAAGACCAUGGUCGGGCAGGGCAAGACCGUGAUCCAGGCUGAGAUCGACGCCGCUGCGGAGCUCAUCGACUUCUUCCGCUUCAACGCCAAGUACGCGCUGGAGCUGGAGCAGAGCCAGCCCCUGAGCGUGGACAUCAGCACCAACUCCAUGGUGUACCGGGGGCUGGAGGGCUUCGUGGCUGCUGUGUCCCCCUUCAACUUCACGGCCAUUGGGGGGAACCUGGCAGGGGCUCCAGCACUGAUGGGGAACGUGGUGCUGUGGAAGCCCAGUGAUGCAGCCCUGCUCUCCAGCUACGCCGUCUACAGGAUCCUGCUGGAGGCUGGGCUGCCCCCAAACGUGGUGCAGUUCGUGCCCUCUGAUGGCCCCGAAUUUGGGGACACGGUCACCAGCUCCGAGCACUUCUGUGGUCUCAACUUCACCGGCAGCGUGCCAACUUUCAAGCGCCUCUGGAAGCAGGUCUCAGAAAAUCUGGAUCGUUACCGAAACUUCCCACGCCUGGCCGGAGAGUGCGGGGGGAAGAACUUCCACGUGCUGCACAGCUCGGCCGACCUGGGCAGCGCCGUGAACGGGACCCUGCGCUCGGCCUUCGAGUUCGGGGGGCAGAAAUGCUCCGCCUGCUCCCGGCUCUACGCGCCCGCCUCGCUGUGGCCCCACAUCAAAGAGAAGCUGCUGGAGGAGCACGGGAAGAUCAAAGUGGGAGAUCCCACCCAGGACUUCGGGACGUUCUUCUCGGCGGUGAUCGAUGACAAGGCCUUUGCCCGGAUCAAGAGGUGGCUGGAGCACGCCCGGAGCUCCCCCAGCCUGACCAUCCUGGCGGGCGGCGGCUGCGACGACAGCGUCGGGUACUUCGUGGAGCCCUGCAUCGUGGAGAGCAGGGACCCCCGGGACCCCAUCAUGACAGAGGAGAUUUUCGGGCCGAUCCUGACAGUUUUUGUGUAUCCCGAGGAUCGCUACAAGGAGGUGCUGGAGCUCAUCGACACCACCACCCCCUACGGCCUCACGGGGGCGAUCUUCGCCCAGGAGAAGGAAGUCAUCGAGGAGUCCCGGAGGCUGCUGCGCAACGCCGCCGGCAAUUUCUACAUCAACGACAAAUCCACGGGGGCUGUGGUGGCCCAGCAGCCCUUCGGGGGCUCCCGCAUCUCAGGCACCAAUGACAAGCCCGGCGGUCCCCACUACAUCCUGCGCUGGACGUCCCCUCAGGCCAUCAAGGAGACACACGUGCCCCUGCGGGACUGGCGCUACGCCUACAUGCAGUGACCCUGGGGACACCCAGCCCUGGGGUGACAGCUGCCACCCCUCACAGCACCAAAACUACUGAGCUCUAACCUGCCCUGCUUAGGAACUAUUUAAAAAAAAAAAAAAAAAAAAGGAAGAAAAAGGUGUUAUUAAAUUGUAAAGCUUGGAGGUCCUCGUGGUUUCCUCGGUCACAUGGCACUUGGGGACACGAUGGUAAAUGUGGCAGUGGUUAGAUUUAAUGACCUUAAAGGUCUUUUCCAACCCCAGUGAUUCUGUGUGAGCAUGCUUAAUUAGGUCAGUUGUUAAUUAAGGGGUGGCUGCAGAGGCAUAGCUGGACUCCAGCUCCCUUUCCCUCCCACUUCUCCCAUCCCCAGAAUGGUUCCCUCUCCACAGGGCUGAGCAGGAAUCAGAGCAGGACAGGAGAUCAGUGUCCCUGUCCCUUGGACCCCAGGUCUCCCUGCACCAGGGGAGCUGGGCUGGUUCUACCCUGAUCUGGCAUUUCUCCCCACCCCUGAGCUCCUCACACCCCACAGGAGCUGGGCAGGGCAGCAGGAACCUGUGGUUUUCACACUGUGGUGCUGCUUGGAAAUGAGCUCCAGUGCCUUAUCCCAGCUUCACCCCAUCCCUCAAAGCCCUUGUCCUGCACGGGACGCCCCAGCUGGGCUCGGGGGGGGCAGAGGAGCAGCAGCCCCCCCUUGGUGCCCUGGGGAAAAGGCCAGGCUGCCUCUGGUGUUCCCAUCUGGCUGCUUCCCCUGCUCCCAUCCCUGUGUGUGAUCUGGGAGGAGUGGGAGAGGUGUGGGAUAUUUGGGGAGCAGGACCCAUCCUGCUGGAGCUUCCUGGGGGGGUGAACCUUCCCUCCCCAGCCCUGGAGGAGCAGGAGCUCCAGGACCCUCUUCCUUCCCAUCCUGGGGAGCUGCUGUCCCACCCUACCCCAUCCCCAGGGCUCUGCCAGCUGCCAAGAUCAGGCCUUAAAUCAGGUUUAAUUUGGAGUUAAACCUGCCUUAAACCAGGCCUGCCCCUCAGCCCCUCAGGGCUCGGUGGUUGGACUGCAGUGCCAACAGGGAAAGGGCUCUGGACCACGAGGCCCUGCCUCCUCCAGGCUCAGCUCUAAUUCACAAAUGAGUUUGUUUCUAACCCCUAGGAUUAAUUACUGCUCAAUUAACAGGGUUUGCAGGUGGCUGGAGCCCUGGCAGAGCUGCUGCGAUGAGCACUGGGUGUUGGGGUCAGUGGUGACACUGUUCAGGGCAGGAAGGAGUGGCUGCAAUUCCUGUGGAUCCUGGCUCAGCUAGAAAAAUGUGCAAUAAAAUAAUUUUCAAGCCUCUC
Cinclus cinclus is the source of this 3009-nucleotide messenger RNA. It is a transcript of the gene ALDH4A1, whose product is annotated as aldehyde dehydrogenase 4 family member A1. Bases 43 to 1707 code for a protein of 554 amino acids. Lineage: Eukaryota; Metazoa; Chordata; Aves; Passeriformes; Cinclidae. The record is from RefSeq and is a predicted model, not a curated record. The transcript is spliced from 15 exons. Gene Ontology annotation, molecular function: L-glutamate gamma-semialdehyde dehydrogenase (NAD+) activity.